Zingiber officinale is the source of this 867-nucleotide messenger RNA. RefSeq lists its product as uncharacterized. NCBI's taxonomy places the organism in Eukaryota, Viridiplantae, Streptophyta, Magnoliopsida, Zingiberales, Zingiberaceae. Bases 1 to 867 code for a protein of 288 amino acids. The record is from RefSeq and is a predicted model, not a curated record. The transcript is spliced from 6 exons.
AUGGGAGUUGCAUGGAGGCGAUGGAGGGCCGAAGUCAAGGCAACGUCUUAUGACCCAAAUAUUCCUUUAGAUGAGCUCUUGCAAAUUCGUCCUGUCCCUCAUAAGCUAACACUCGAGGUUUGGGAAACUUUAUGUGACUAUUGGAAGAAGAAUGAGAGAAUGUCAAAAAUUAAUAAAGAAAAUGCUCAUAAAAAACGAAGAAUUCAUGCACAAGGACGCAUAAAUAUUCCAACAUUGGAAGAUAAAUUUGAAAAUGGUGUAAAGCCUACUCGUAUUGAAAUAUUAGAAUUAAGUUGUCAUAGUAAAAAGAAAGGAAGGUCUCCUAUUGCUGAUGAAGCUAUACAACAUGAGGCUUUAUUGAAUGAGGCUGUGAAACGCCAUCUCCAAGACAUGCCGGAGGGACAGAUCCAAGACAAUGAGGUGUUCGGGCCUGAGCAUUCUGGCCGAGUUCGAUGUUUAGGAGCUGGUGCACUGCCUAGCCAAGUUUUUCCUGACCAAUAUAAGCGUAGCCAUUGCCAAGGAUAUGACACUACUUCGGAUGCCACAGAAAAGUUCAAGGAAAUGAAAGAAAAAAUAAAGGAAAUGGAAGCUAGGGAGGUAGAGCGAGAAGCACGACUACAAGCAGAAAUCGAAGCACGUGAAGCACAAAGGAAAACCGAGAUGGAGCAAUCGAUGAGGCGGAUGCAGGAACAACAAUUCCAAAAUUUUAUCCGUAUUAUGCAAAGUAUGAUGGUUGGAACUGCUGGGGGAUCUCAAGGGCCCGAAACGUUACCGGGACAGAUGGCAAGUGUGAUGGCAGAAAUCAUGCAACAAUAUAUGAGUAUUCCAUCAAAUGCUCAAGAAAAUAUCCGUAGACCUCCUCCAUGA